Molecule: messenger RNA, 1100 nt
Organism: Mytilus californianus (California mussel)
Lineage: Eukaryota; Metazoa; Mollusca; Bivalvia; Mytilida; Mytilidae
Product: RAB7A-interacting MON1-CCZ1 complex subunit 1-like
Exons: 7
Coding region: 59-835 (258 amino acids)
Biological process (GO): mitophagy
Source: RefSeq, a predicted model, not a curated record
CGGAAGGGAAACGCCACUCCGAAAGAGAGGGGAGUACUGAUCAUUAGCUGGUGAUGAGAUGACAGCACAUAUCACAGAACGAUUGAAUCAAAUACACAAACUUUGUGAUAAGGCAUUGAUAUCAAAUGAUGAUAAAGUGUUGAAGCAACUGAAGGACAAAUGUUGCUGUUAUAUUGAUGUUUGUAAAAAAUCACCAAGUGAAGAGAGUUUGGUAGAGCUUCUGAAACAAUAUGCUCAGAUAGUUCUAGAUUAUACUUACAUUGAUGAAACCAAACUUGUAGAUGAACUAUUUCCACAAGACACUUGUAAAGAAAGAAUACACACAAUAUUUGUUUGGAUAGAUACAAUAGAAGAACUUGUAAAGAAAUGUCUUCCAGAAACAUCAAUGGUAGACUGUUUAGGACAUGAAUUAGUGGAAUGUAUUAAUUGGAGGAAGGGUGCUUUGUUAUAUAUGUUAUGCAGUACAAUUAAAGGAGAUAGUAACAGAGAAGACCAAAUAAAUUAUGAAUUUUAUAUGAAUGUAAAGCAGGGUAUAGAGUAUUUACAGCAGAUGUUAUCAGGUCGUUUCAAUACUUCUGAAUGGGAAGGUGAUCAGGAUGCUGUUAACUUAGCAAGCAUGGGUAUAUACAGUGACACACACUUACUAAGUAUGAUGUAUGCUGGUGAAAUGUGUUAUUGGUUUUGUAACAAACCAGAACAAAGUACUUCUGACUUUAAUCCAAAGGUUAUAGGACAAGACCUACUAUCAAAAUAUAUUGCAUGUGCAAAGUCACCAGUUAUGUAUGGAUGGUCAACAGACAAAGCUGAAGAAUUUCUUAAAGUUAUGUCAACAUGAGUUGAAUACAUAUUUAUAAGUUGAUUAUUGUUUUUCCAAAAUGAUAUCAGAUACAUGUAGGCAAGGCAAGGAGAAUAUAUUGGUUCAAUUAUAGAAUUGAUGCAAUGAUGACAAGAGACAGAGAUGAAACGUUGUCAUUCCAAUAGCUUUUCAAACUUAAAAGCCACUUUUAUGUUAAAAAGCUACUUUUAUUGAAAAUUAAGACGAAGUAGCAAAAAUAAAAGUAAUAAAUGUAUAUGUGAGUUACAUGUACACAAGAACUCUA